AUGAUUCCGGAACUUGACUCCCAUCUUGCUAUCUAUGUGCUUGAAUGUCUGGAGCUUCUUGGCUUUAGAUCCUCUUCUCUCUUAUUUGAUUUAGGGUUUGCACCAGUGAAAGGAUUUGGGGUUGAGGAGAAGAAGUUAUCAUUUUUCGCGAUUGACAAACCUGUUGGUAAAUGCAUGGAUGGACGAGAAGGUAUGGCUUUUCCUGGCGGCUCUGCUCCAUACUACAUGCAGCAUAGAGGAGGAGGGGUUAGCGCAUCUGGUCCUGGAACUGGAACACCCUCUGGGUUCCAACCACCCUCUGGGUUCAGAGCUUUGUCAAAUGUCUCUUCAGGUUCUACAUUUUCCGUAGAGGCUGAACCUCAGCCUCAGCCUCUGUCGCAGUCUCAGCCUCAGCGUGGUGGUUUUGGUCACGGAAUUAACCUAGGUUCCUCACCUGAUGGUGGAGGUGGAAUGCCUUCUUCCGGUGAGCCUUUGAAAAAGAAAAGAGGGAGGCCAAGGAAGUAUGGUCCUGAGAGUGGGACUGUUUCCCUGCGACUCUCUCCCUUGUCUGCCACUGCUAAUUCCACCCCUGGAUCGGGCACUCCUGCCGAGAAACGGCCCAGAGGGCGCCCACCUGGAAGUGGAAGGAAGCAACAGCUUGCUACCCUAGGUGAAUGGAUGAACAGUUCUGCAGGAUUGGCCUUUUCACCUCAUGUUAUCACUGUUGGAGUUGGGGAGGACAUUGUAGCAAAGUUAUUCUCAUUUUCACAGCAGAGACCAAGGGCAUUAUGCAUCUUAACUGGAACUGGGACUGUUUCUUCUGUCAGUCUGCGCCACCCAGCUUCUACUAACGUCAGUGUUUCUUAUGAGGGCCGGUUUCAAAUAUUAUGCUUGUCUGGUUCUUACUUGGUUGCUGAAGAAGGUGGACCACGCAGUAGAAUAGGUGGCAUGAGUGUCUCCCUUUCUAGUCCUGAUGGUCACAUUAUUGGUGGUGGUGUUGCUAGCCUUAUAGCUGCAAGCCCAGUGCAGGUGGUUGUAUGCAGUUUUGUAUAUGGAACCUCUAAGCCAAAGACUAAACAAGUGACCACUACUGCUAUAAAAGACAGCAGUUCUGAACCUCAGAGUAGUGACAAGUUAGCUUCUCCAGCCAGUGCUCCUCCUAAUCAAAACUACACGUCUUCUUCUCCUGCCACAGGCAUUUGGCCUGCUUCAUCAAGGCCUUUGGAGGUGAAAAGUGCACAUCCACACACUGGUAUUGACUUGACGCGUGGUUGA
Molecule: messenger RNA, 1254 nt
Organism: Sphenostylis stenocarpa
Lineage: Eukaryota; Viridiplantae; Streptophyta; Magnoliopsida; Fabales; Fabaceae
Source: the annotation of a GenBank genome assembly